AUGAAGAUGUUCUUUGUAAACAUUUUCCUGCUUUUCUCUUUAUGUGUGGCACAGAUAAGUGAAAUUUCUCAGCCUGAAUCUGUACAAACAGUGAAGAUUGGAGACUCAGCUACUAUUAAAUGCUACAUAAAGAGUAUUGUGAUGAGACGAGUGUGGUAUAAGGUGACUACUGAGAGGAAACUACAGCUUGUGGUAGCACAUAAUUCUCAUUAUAAUCGGACUGUAUUCAGUGAGGGAUUUGAUCGUCGUUAUUCAGUUAAAUUAGACCAAACCAGCAGUAAUCUGAGCAUAUCUACAACAUCAUGGGAAGACGUUGGAACAUACUUCUGUGGAGUGGUGGAAUUAAAUGCGAUUCAGUUUGGAUCUGGAACCUUUUUGAUUUUGAAAGGCACAAAGACAUCCAGCGACUCUGUCAUCCAGCAGCCAGAGUCUCAGUCAGUGCGAUCAGGAGAGUCUGUGACUCUCAGCUGUUCUCUUCACUCUGAUCAAUGCACAGCAGAACACACUAGCUUCGUGUGGCUGAAAAACUCUGAUCAUUCUGCUCCAGAGAGGAUUUACUCUGAAAAUAAGAACAUUUGCCUGAAAACUGACAGUGGACAAAUUACCUGUGUGUACAACCUUCAAAUCAGGAGCCAGGAUGACGCUGGGUCCUACUACUGUGCCGUCAGUUCAUGUGGAGAAAUACUGUUUGGAAAUGGGACCAAGAUUGGCUUUGAGUAUGUCAGUGAGAGAAGUUUGGCAGGCAUCAUCACCAUCUUCAUGGCAUUUUAUCUGGCUCUCACUCUGUGCAUGAUCAGUAAGAUAAACUGCUGCCACUGCAAAGAUCCCCUCCUGUCGGAGGAGAUUGCUGACUGA
Molecule: messenger RNA, 855 nt
Organism: Archocentrus centrarchus (flier cichlid)
Lineage: Eukaryota; Metazoa; Chordata; Actinopteri; Cichliformes; Cichlidae
Exons: 5
Coding region: 1-855 (284 amino acids)
Biological process (GO): response to bacterium
Source: RefSeq, a predicted model, not a curated record